Messenger RNA from Papilio polytes (common Mormon), 2529 nucleotides. RefSeq lists its product as uncharacterized. Gene Ontology annotation, biological process: central nervous system formation; innate immune response; regulation of Toll signaling pathway. NCBI's taxonomy places the organism in Eukaryota, Metazoa, Arthropoda, Insecta, Lepidoptera, Papilionidae. Gene Ontology annotation, molecular function: Toll binding; growth factor activity. Gene Ontology annotation, cellular component: extracellular region. The record is from RefSeq and is a predicted model, not a curated record. The transcript has 7 exons. The coding region runs from base 389 to 1921 and encodes 510 amino acids.
ACUCAGUGCCCGCGUAACCGUUGACGCGAACGGACGCGUUCAAUAUUCCAUUUCCAAACACAAAGCCCGCCAAAUUGUACGAAACGCAUCGUCUGAUAUAAUAACGCAAUAAAGUUUACCUCGGUUAUAGUCUGUGGAAACCGUACUCGGUUUGUCAAGCAAAAUAAACAUUACGUUGAGUUUUUUUUUUACGUUUGCUCGAAGGCGUAAACGAGGACAAUAAGAUUUCUCGGAGUGUCAUAUAGUGCAAUAUGCAACAAUGAGAAGACAUUCAGUUACGUAAAGAAAACAAGUUACCUGACAUAACUAUGCUAAUUAAUCUGUAACGGUUGUUCAGCUGGGGCUUUGGAUGUUGACAAUGCAACGUAUGUCGAGUGAAUAUUGAGAAAUGGCUGUAGCGAAUUUUUCGGUGCCAACCAUUGGCGCUGCGACCCCAGCGGUUAUAGGCACGACUUCUUCACCUCUUCACAUAGACCUAGAUGAUUUAUUGUACUCCCCUGCGGACUAUCAACAGGAGUACGCGCCACAAUAUCCUGGUAAUGAGCCUUUUACUCCACCCCAAAGUCAAGCUCAGCCAAAGCGAUCGAAGCUAAGAAAGCGAGCUGGUACAGCAUACCUCCCUCCUCCUCCGCAACAAUAUGCACAAUACCAGCGUCAAGAUAUCCCAGUUAACCCUUUCACUGGUCAAAUGCAAGCACAAGUGUACCAAGGGAACACUAGACUCGACAUAGGCGGUGCUAAUCAGCGUGUCAACGCACAGUACGACAACACAGGGCAGUACGUCCAUGAUCCUACCGGAGACUAUGAUUAUGAACAAAGGAGAGAAAAAGACGGUACACCACGUCAACCUUAUAACCCAGGAUACGCGGACAGUCCGUACCCGCCUGCAACUACGCCAGUCCAAGCGUCUAGUCGAAGAUUGGAUGGAGUACCAAAUCAACCAGUUAACAAAUUCUUUGGGAAUAAUCCGGUGACGUCACCGACGCAACGGCCGCGAACGGAUGCGGGGACUAAGAGUGGUAACAGUGGUGGCAGUGGCAAUAAUGCGGGAGGUCGGAGCAAUGUAAACGCUCCCCCUGACCAGCCUCGCGGGUUCACAAAAGUGGAAAGCGGCGGCUCCGGUGGCAAAACACAGCUGCAUGCUGUGCUCGACUAUGAUGAUGACGAAUAUUACGACGACGAUUCUGGAUCAGAUUCGGGUCUGCCGGCAGUAACGCCAUUGCAAGGACCUAUACUCCUACGCAACGGGUCCGUGCCUGUCGUACCUCUCACCUCCUACCCUACAGUCAAUAAUGGCUCUUUCUACCAAAUACCAAUUCUUUGGACAGCACUGUCACUCGCACUAGGCUAUGAACUUCAAGGUCAAAUAAUCCGAGGCGUGCCGUGCGUCAAACGAAACUUUCAACUCUAUUGUCCCACCGCUGGCAACACCUACCCUAUAGACAAAAUAGAAAUGUUCAUAGACGAGAACAAAGCGUUAAUAAAGAGGAUGUACGGCUCGUUUUCUAUACCGGGAGGCGGGAGGGUGCGUCGGGCGCCGGGGGUACCCGACAUGCAUUCUGGAGACUCCUACUUCCGCCAUGUACGGCAGGCUUCAAAAUCUACGCUACCUGACCCUCAGGUCAAUAGCACCGGCCGAAUAGAUGCGUGCCAAAGCAAGACGGAAAUAAUCACACCAUAUUGGGCUUUAAAUUCGGCAAAGAAAGUGAGAGCAAUUGUCAAUACAAUGCACUUCGAACAAGCUAUACAUCAAGAAGUUUGCAGUAAGAAAUCAACGUCUCGAUGUUCCGGCGAUUGCAGUUGUGAGCAGAAAUACAAAUGGCAUCGUUUGCUCGCCUACGACCCAAGCAACGACUGCGCGGGCAUAUUUAUGGACUGGUUCCUAUUCCCUUCGUGCUGCGUGUGCCAGUGCGACCCGUAAACUAUAAAAGAAUAGUAAAUGACACUUAACAUUGUUAUGGGAUUGUAAACUAUAGAAUCAUAGCAAGUACUAUAACACUUCUUUUCCUUCUAGUUUUUUCUUUAAUUUGAUGACAAAAAAAAAGAAUUUACAGAACACUUAAAACAAUGAAUUAAUAUACUAUAAUUAUUUUUAAAUGUAAAUAUUCAAAAGCCAAGAGAUACUUUUUGUAUUUAUAGUAAAUAAUAUCUUCUUAUUUAUAAAAUAAUUUUUAAUGUUUUCUAUUUUGUGGCUAUAUUUUAAGAAUAAGAAAAUAGAAAUAUUCUUUACUUGCUUGCUAUGAUAAUGUUUAAAACAGUAAAUAUAAAAUAUUGUACUGUCUGAUUUUAUACUUUAGUAAAAUAUAACAUAUUACAUAGUUUAAAAUAGCCGUGAAGUCUAUUAUAAAGCCUUUAUAAUUUGUACUUCCUCUUCGAAAGGGUACAAAUUCAGGUUGAUUUGAACGUGAACUAAGAGAAAAUGUUAGUUAAAACUUGUUCAUGAUGUUACGUAAUGAAUAUUAUAGACUUAAUACUAAUGUAGAAACUUUUAUAUUUUUCCUAUAAAUUUAAGAGUAAUAAACGAAAUAU